Morone saxatilis (striped sea-bass) is the source of this 4389-nucleotide messenger RNA. It is a transcript of the gene smarcd3b, whose product is annotated as SWI/SNF related, matrix associated, actin dependent regulator of chromatin, subfamily d, member 3b. The record is from RefSeq and is a predicted model, not a curated record. Gene Ontology annotation, cellular component: nucleus; SWI/SNF complex. The transcript is spliced from 14 exons. The coding region runs from base 174 to 1727 and encodes 517 amino acids. Gene Ontology annotation, biological process: regulation of transcription by RNA polymerase II. Lineage: Eukaryota; Metazoa; Chordata; Actinopteri; Moronidae.
AAAAAGAGAGAGAGAGAGAGAAGGAGAGUCAGGGACAGGCAGUGCUGAAAAGGAGAGCACAAAGAGAAGGAAAGUGGAGCAGGGGAGGGGAACAGGAGGCUGGGUGAAGGGAGAGGGAAAGACAAAAGAAGGAGAAGGGAGACAUAGCAGGGUGAACGGAGGGGACUGAGCAAAUGGCUACGGAGGAGACGGCGGGGGGAGCCAGGAAAGCCACCAAGAGCAAACUGUUUGAGUUCCUGGUCCAUGGAGUGCGUCCUGGCAUGCCGUCUGGAGCGAGGAUGCCCCACCAGGGAGCUCCCAUGGGCCCCCCCGGCCCACCGUACGGAGGGAGCCCAGCGGUGCGGCCCGGCCUGCCCUCUCCGGUUAUGGAGCCCAGUCGUAAGAGGCCUGCCCCCUCCCAGCAGGUCCAGCAGCAGCAGCAGCAGCAACAGCAGCAGCAGCAGCAGCAGGCCGUUCAAAACCGGGCCAGAAAGAAGCCAGUCGGAUUCCCCGGAGCCAAUGAGAUGCCGGCGAGGCAGAUGGACAUGAGAGAGCCCCAAUCAGAUCCCACGCUCGGAUCAAAUGCUAAGAGAAGGAAAAUGGCAGACAAGAUUCUUCCGCAAAGGAUCCGUGAGCUGGUCCCAGAGUCUCAGGCCUACAUGGAUCUGCUGGCGUUUGAGCGCAAACUGGACCAGACCAUCAUGCGCAAACGUGUGGACAUCCAGGAAGCACUGAAGAGACCAAUGAAGCAGCAAAAGCGUAAACUGAGACUUUACAUAUCCAACACCUUCAACCCCGCCAGACCCGACGCUGAUGACUCAGACGGCAGCAUUGCAUCAUGGGAACUGCGAGUGGAGGGAAAGUUGCUGGAUGAUCCGGGGAAGCAGAAGAAGAAGUUCUCUUCGUUUUUUAAGAGCCUGGUGAUUGAGCUGGACAAAGACCUCUACGGUCCUGACAACCACCUGGUUGAGUGGCACCGCACUCCCACCACCCAGGAGACGGACGGCUUCCAGGUGAAAAGGCCGGGAGACGUGAGCGUGCGCUGCACUCUGCUGCUGAUGCUGGACUACCAGCCUCCCCAAUUUAAGCUGGACCCUCGCCUGGCUCGCCUGCUUGGCAUUCACACUCAGACCCGCUCCUGCAUCAUCCAGGCGCUCUGGCAGUACGUCAAAACCAACAAGCUGCAGGACUCCCAUGACAAGGAGUACAUCAACUGUGACAAGUACUUCCAACAGAUUUUUGAUUGUCCUCGGCUGAAGUUCUCUGAGAUCCCUCAGCGCCUCACCAACCUCCUCUUACCUCCUGACCCCAUCGUCAUCAACCACGUUAUCAGCGUGGAUCCCAACGACCAGAAGAAGACGGCGUGCUACGACAUCGACGUAGAGGUGGAAGACCCCCUGAAGAGCCAGAUGAGCAGCUUCCUCCUCUCCACUGCCAACCAGCAGGAAAUCGCCUCGCUCGACAACAAGAUUCAUGAGACCAUCGAGUCCAUCAACCAGCUGAAGAUCCAGAGGGACUUCAUGCUCAGUUUCUCCAGAGAUCCCAAGGGCUACAUCCAGGACUGGCUCAAAUCCCAAAGCCGAGACCUUAAGCUAAUGACAGACGUGGUGGGGAACCCCGAGGAGGAAAGGAGGGCGGCGUUUUACCACGAGCCCUGGUCCCAGGAGGCCGUCAGCCGCUAUUUCUACUGCAAGAUCCAGCAGAGGAGACAGGAGCUGGAACAGGCCUUAGCUGUGCGCAACACCUAAACCAAGGCCCUCCUGAAUCCCUGCAUCUGACUUCAGAGCUGUGUGUGUGUGUGUGUGUGUUUGGAUGUGUGUGGGGCCAUCGCUGUAGUCUGGUGAAACCUUAAACCUCUAAACUAAAAAAAGACAGCAUUUGUCACGAAAUUUGAGCUGAGAGGAGGUUGUUUUCCUCACGACAGCAGCGAUGCGCACGUGUGGAAUCCAGAUUUCGACGCACAUACGCGGUCGCUGCAUAUUUGUUCAGUUUUGCCCAGGACUGUGAGAUUAUCAUCAUUAAACCGCAUGCAUUCACCCCCACCCACCCACUGGAGGUCAAGCCCCUCAGAACACAGGCAUCUUCAGACUCACUGCCUAAUAAACACAACUCUCCUCUUUCCGUCCGCUACUCUCUGCUUUUGUAAAUAUGUUGCAAAACGCGUCAAGACAAACUCCGAAAAUCGGCUGCUCACUCACUCACGCCGCUGUGGUAUUUUUUGGAUUCCUCGACUCGAAGAGUUUGAUACUGUGUCCGACAGAAAUGUAACAUGACGUAAACCCGUGUCACAGUCGACCCUCACAGCGCUCUGGAUGAGACUCUUUUAUGUUUUCCAAAUCCUUUUUUGAUCCUUUGUUUUUGUGGUUGUAAGUGUGACUGUGUGUUUUUUUUAUUUGUUCUCAUUAGUGGAGUAGUUUUGAUUAAAGAUUGAUUAAUUACACCAGCAAAGUCGAGAUUACAGUGUGACACAUUCGGGGGGGUUGCAGGGAAUCAACGCUAUCUAUUAAACAUGAGGUGUGGAUUUAAUUCAUUUUCAAGUUUGAGUGAAUUAAUUGGAAAACCUCCAGCGUGUCUCAUUUUAGUCUUAUAAAAGAGUCUUUUUACAGUAAUUCCUACAACAGUAUUAGUUACGUGAUCUAAAGUAUUAUCGCAGUAACGGCUCUACGUCUGUUUAUAGCAAGAAUAGUGUUUUAAUGAAGGAGAAACAAGUAUUGAUCAUCAUAAGAAUAGCUUUUUUUCUUCCCUUAAUCAUUAGCAAAAUGACAAAUAUGCCUCUACAUGUUGGGAGUUGUCGACCGAUUUGUUUGGUCAGAGUCGCUCACUGCCUCUUCCUUGUGUGGUGUUUUUUUUGCCAGUUAAUGUCAUGAAGGUGUUACCAAAGGUUGCAACGAGAAGAAGAGAACAUGAUCACUGAAAUAGAAGUGGGCAAGAAAUUCCUCACCUGGGUUUAACAUGAAAGUGCAACGAUGUCUUAACAAAUCUGAACAAUUUGGGUAGUUUCAGAGUGGAUUUACUCCCCAAAUGUUUGCGUUUUGUAGCCAAUUAGGCCUCGAGUUUUAUGUAAACAAACCCUAAGACUGUUAUUGCAUUGAACGCUUAAACCCAGGUCUGGAGAACUGUGUCCAUUUCUACACUUUUUAUGUUACAAGAAGAAGAAGUUUUCUUCUUUUGUAGAGAUGUGAAUGUAAAUAUGUUUCUGUCCCUUAAGAGGGCCAGCUGUACAGUAUACGACAGACUAUCUGUGUGUGUUUGUUUGGGGGGGAUGUUGGGGUUGGAGGGGUUGGGGUGUUACAUGGUGCAGUAUGGGAGCUUCCAUGAGUUUUGAAUUAGUAGGGCAGGAAUGUUAGUGUUCCUCUGUGUACUAUCUUGGGUUGGGGAGGUUUAUUUUAGGUCCAUCCCGUAACCAUCGUGGGAGCUAGAAGCUCGAAACAAAGAAAGCUUCAAUCAGUAGCUGUAACACACGAUUUAAUCUGCACCGAUCUCAUUUUUACACUUUUUUUUUUGUUAAUGACACUUGACUUGUAUGUAUAUGUUGUAAUGUCAGAUGGAGGAAUUUUUAGUUUUCUCUCAGUAGUCAGUUUCUAGCUGGAACCUUUUGUCUGGGGGUUUCUUUGCACUGUGCUGUAAUUCUUUGACGGGACUCUUCGUCACGGGUGAGACCCUCUUUUUAUUAUCCCAGCGUACACAAAAAGUGAUCGGAUGAUUUCACGAUGACCUAUGCAUGCUCCAUGGACGUUAAUCAAUACAUUCGACGAGACAGUGUGUGUACAUAUAAAAAGCUGGCAUAGCAGUCUGUGUGACGAGCGAAAAGACUUGUUGAUAUGCCUUCUGGAAACUUUUUUGCCAAAAAUGAUAUGCCCUACCAGCAACUAACUGUAGGUGUGAUUUUUCUGAACUGUGUUUUUGUUACUAAGUUAUAUUUGACUGCACUCAUUAGAGGAGAAACGGUAGUCAUUGGUAGUAUCUUAGUCCUGUGUCUGACCUGGAGUGAUUUGUCUUUGUAUGGCCAGGGCAUUCACAUUGUUGUCAUACAGUCACUGAUUCACUAGCACCCUCUUGUGGAGGAAACUAGACGCUGCAACUCCUGGGUGACCUCAGCUUUGAGCGCCACAGAAUAGCUGACAAAAUGUUAACAGACUACUGUCUCCUGUUACUUAAACCCUGACGUACUGUUGACAUGUUUGUCCCACCCCCUGCAUGUGUUCGUGAAGAGCGGGAAACUGCUCUUUCUCUCUGUUUACACUGUUGUCAGAGCAUCACCAACAGGGAGGUAUAGUAUACAUAAUACUGUAUAUCUGUAAAGAGCGAACUCGUUUGGUGAUCCUACAAAAAAAAAGGGAAAACAGCUGUGACAUUACGAGACAGCCUGGAUGUAAAUAAAGAAGCGCUUGCCAAAGUUUGUAAAUGCCA